Molecule: messenger RNA, 3769 nt
Organism: Epinephelus lanceolatus (giant grouper)
Lineage: Eukaryota; Metazoa; Chordata; Actinopteri; Perciformes; Serranidae
Gene: gen1
Product: GEN1 Holliday junction 5' flap endonuclease
Molecular function (GO): 5'-flap endonuclease activity; four-way junction DNA binding
Source: RefSeq, a predicted model, not a curated record
GAAAACUACGGGGCGUUGUUCCGUUUUGUGUUGUUAAGCGUUACUGUUUUCUACGCAUUCCCAUCUAUUAGAUAAGUGAAAAUCCGUUUGGGGGAAGUUAUGGGUGUUCAAGAGCUGUGGUCCAUCGUCGAGCCGGUUCGUGAGUCGGUGCCGCUGUACAGUUUGAGCGGAAAGACACUGGCAGUUGAUCUGAGUCUGUGGGUGUGCGAGGCCCAGCAUGUCCAGGCUAUGAUGGGGAGAGUUACCAAGCCCCACCUGAGGAAUUUAUUUUUCAGGGUGUCAACCCUCACGCUUAUGGGGGUGAAGCUUGUCUUUGUGAUGGAGGGAGAAGCCCCUAAACUUAAAGCAGAAACCAUGAGCAGGAGAGCAGAAACAAGAUAUGGAGGAUUCAAAAAGGCCUCUGCCCCUAAAGCUGCUACAAAGACCAGCAGAGGGCGCUUCAAUGCUGUACUUAGAGAGUGUGCAGAGAUGUUGGACUAUCUGGGUGUGCCAUGGGUGACAGCUGCUGGGGAGGCCGAGGCCAUGUGUGCCUACCUGGACUCUCAAGGCCUGGUGGACGGCUGCAUCACUAAUGAUGGAGACGCCUUCCUAUAUGGAGCCCGGACUGUCUACAGGAACUUCAAUAUGAACAGUAAAGACCCUCAGGUGGACUGCUACAAGACCUCAAGGGUACAAACAGAGUUACAUCUCACCAGAGAGAAUCUAGUUGGUCUUGCCAUCUUUCUUGGCUGUGAUUAUAUUCCUAAGGGCAUACCAGGUGUUGGUAAAGAGCAAGCUCUGAGGCUUAUUCAGAUGCUGAAAGGACAAACACUCCUGCAGAGGUUCAUCCAGUGGAAGGAGGAGAACGUGGGGGUGUCUGAGGGAGUUGUGAAGAAGGUUCCUCACUGCAACUUGUGUCGACAUCCUGGGUCAGCAAAGGCACAUGAACGUGGCGGCUGUGUGCUUUGUGACAGUAAACGUUUCUGUCAACCUCAGGACUUUGACUACCAGUGUCCCUGUGACUGGCAUCGCUAUGAACAGACUCGGCAGGCUGUGUCCUUCGAGGCAAAUGUCAGAAGGAAGACACUGGCGAGUCAACAGUUCCCUUUUACAGAGAUCAUUAACGAGUUCCUGAUUUCCAAGGAUAAACCUGUGUCACAUUUCAAGAGGAGACAGCCAAAUAUGCUGAUGAUGCAGAAAUUUGCCCAUGACAAGAUGGAGUGGCUGAAGCACUACACCAGUGAAAAGGUUUUAGUCCUGAUGACUUACGCAGAACUGAUGAACAGAAAAUAUGGAAGAGAAAUGUCCUCCCAAGUCAAACCCCUCAGAAUAUUGAAACCGAGGGUGAGGAAUGCUAUCGCCUGCUUCGAAGUCAUCUGGAGCGUACCAGAUCAUUAUGUGUUUCCUGAGGAUCGGCCUGCAGACGAUCAACAUGAGGUGAGGACGGUGGAAGAAGAGUCUCUCUUCCGUGUGGCCUUUCCAGAAGUGGUGGAGAACUACCUUAGAGACAAAGCUCUGGCCGAAGAGAACAAGACCAAGAAGAGAAAACCAAAGAGUAAAAAGGAGAAGCCAUCUGAUGUCUCUGAUGGUAUUUCUGACCUCUUGGCACAGAUGACCCUUCAGAGUUCCUCUAACACUCAACCACAUGUGCUGCUCCCUACUGUUUCAACCACAGAUAAACCAGAAGUGGUGGUUGUGGACACUCCAGUGAACUAUAAACAGCAUUGGAAGUCAAAAGAAGACCACAGCAGUCUGGGUGAUUGCCCCAGCACUCCUCUGUCUCAUGGAGAAUCAGAGGCUGCUGCUGCAUCACCCUCUGUCUCUGCUGUUAUCGACGCUCUCCACCUGAGUGAUAUUGACUGGGAGGCUUUGUCCUUCACAUCCUCUCCAACCCCACAAUCAGCUAAUAACCACACCACUGAGCCCAAGCUGAGCAAAACCACAGACAGUGGUGUCAGGGAAACAGAGGGCGAAAACACCAAGCAGAAAACCUCAAGUGACGUCAGAGAAGCAGAAUCCAGAUCUGCUCUAGAGUUGUGCUACACAGAGUGUCCUCUAAGGGACAGGCUGCUCAUGAGGAACACAGCCAAAGCUAUACACCAGAAGGAGAUACACACUGACGUGGUCUCGAAACAACCACACCAUGAGUCAUCCACUCUCAAUCACAUUUCUCCUCAUAACUCAAGUGGCCAGAUCUCCAGUAAAGGUACAGGUGACAGUAAAUUGUCAGGAGAGAAAUCUGCUGUGUACAAAAAAGAGCCAUUCACUGACAAAACACAGUGUACAUCAAACAAGGAAGAAACUCGCAGUUCAAAACAGCAGUUGAGGCCUGCAGCUCAAAGUAAGACAAAGGACAAAUGUAACAUCUCCCAAAAGCCCCCUCACAAAUACAAAUUUGUCAGAAAAGCCAUUUCAUCAUCGCUUGUCCCACGGCAGAGGUGCCACACUGACCCAAGUCAAACUGACAUAGACAGGAACACGUCGCAGAGCACCAAGAAGAGUGUGUGUAUGAGCCUGUGUUCAUCCAGCGAGGAAAGUGAUGCAGAGAACCGGCAGUCUGGACCUCAGAGAAAAGCUAAAAUCAAGCCCACAAACAAGAUCAUUAUCUCAAAUUUCCCCCUGAAACCUAAAUCAACCAAACCAGCUGUAAAAACAGCUCCUACCACUCAGUUAUUACCAGCAAAAUCUCAGAGCUUAAUUGCAGACAGCGAGAUUAACAUCCUACCUGUAGCAACUAAAAGCAAAUGCCAGGAUGUCUCACCAGCUCAUGUGGAUGUAGAUGUGUUCCCUCAGACUCCUGCAUCACCUGUCAUUGUGUUAGAUAGCGAUGACUCAGUUAUUUGUAGUGAGAGUCCCCUGCCACUGGCAGAGAGACUGAGACUGAAGUUCCAGAAGUGAGCAGCACGAUAACAGGAUGAUGGACAACAGCAUGAAAGCUAUUUUAUGUCAAAUCAUGUGAAGUGUUGACAUAGAGUUUAACAAAUAACUCUUAUCUCAAGGUUGGCCUACCAGCUUUUAAAAGAAGAGCUGCAGCAAUUAGUGGAUGAAGAAACUGACAGAAAAUUGAUCGGCAACUCUUUUGAUAAUUCAAUAAUCGUUUAAAAGUAUACUAUGCAGGAUUUUCCUACACAAACAGUAAUCCCUCUCAAUCAUCACUUAUGACCCACCAGAGGUGUGUAGUGGUGUAUUUUUCUGCAGAGACUUUAUGUGUUCCUGAUGUUUAUGUGCAUGUACCUCCACAGCGCUCAGGUGAGGUUGGGGCCUGAUACGAAGGUAGUGACCAGGUGCCAACCAUAAGCAGCAGGCAUCCAAGAAACAGCACUGAAAAAAUACCUAAAUUUAGCGAGUAGAAAUGUCAAACAAGUGUGAAUCCGGGGUUUGAUUUUUACUUUUGAUGAUUCUAGCCUUUCAAAUAUGAGAAUUUGAUGUUUUUCCUUGUCUUAACUUUAAUAAAAAUUUGAAUGUAUUUGACGUUUGGACUGUAGAUCAGACAAAACAAGACAUUCGAUGACAUCAGCUUGGGAUUUGGAAACUGAUCAGUGUUUUUCUUAGUUUCAUGUACCAAACAAUUAACCAAUUAAGUAAAAAUUAGUCUAAGCUUUGCUGCCACCUGUUACUGUAAUCCGAAAUGGAACUGUUUCUGUAAAACAGUGGGAAAAGUUGUGUAUAAACACAGUUUCAAAGGUCCAGUGUGUAACAUAUAGGGGGAUGUAGUGGCAUCCAGCAGUGAGGAUUGCAGAUUGUAACCAGCUGAAACUUUUCCUGGUUAGAAUUUCUUCAGUGUCCAUUG